Molecule: messenger RNA, 711 nt
Organism: Ilyonectria robusta
Lineage: Eukaryota; Fungi; Ascomycota; Sordariomycetes; Hypocreales; Nectriaceae
Exons: 2
Coding region: 1-711 (236 amino acids)
Source: RefSeq, a predicted model, not a curated record
AUGGGAUCCCACUACGACCACGCCUUUUGGUACGAGGCAUCCUCUCCUCAAGACUUGGGAUCGCCGUCUGGAUCUCCAUGCGACUACUAUCAGUCCUCAGCCCUCGCCAGGUACCCGAGCUCGGGAGGAAGCUCUCAAGCAUCUUCCAUCCCCGACUCUCCCUUGGGCUUCUAUACCCUUCACGACACCACUGCCAUGAGCGAUCCCUACCAGCAACAGCAGCAGCAACAGCAGCAGCAGCAGCAGUACUACACGUCUGCUCCGUCUGCCUCGGAUGACACUGUCACUCCCCGAAGUGAAUCGAGCGCUCCCGGCCGCGACUGGCCCGUCUUCUGCCUUUCGCCUGGUUGCAAUGCCCGCCCGUUCAGGCGCUGCGCCGACCUCCAGAGGCACUACAGGAACACGCAUGCGCCGGAGUCGCAGAAGGACAGCUACUGGUGCGACUACCCGCGGUGCACUCGUUCCCGCGAGCCUUUCCACCGCCGCGAUCACUUCCGCGACCACCUGCGGGAGUAUCAUCGCGAGGAUAUCCAGAAGCGCGGCGACACCAUCAACGAGGACUGGCUCGAGGGCCGGUAUGCUCCGUCUACGUGGUGGCGAUGCCACCGCUGCCUCGUCCGCGUCUACAUCUCCCGGAACGGCUUUGAGUGUCCCGGCUGCAAGACGUCUUGCGAGCCCAAGCGCAAGGAGAAGCGUCGAAACCACUCUUGA